GCUUUGCACAGAUAUCUUGAGUCUGAGUCUAACUUGUUCUGAUGAAUCGUCUGGGCGGUGUUGGCCUUGCUGCCCUUGAGAGGCAUCGUGAAUCGGAACGCUCCUUCGCAACCUUAUCGGACACAAUCUCCCGUGCUCAAGUUGACAGUCUCCGUUCACAACUCGCUCAGUUCCGCUCAGCAUUGCAGCAUUUUGCAUCUACUCAUAGAGAUAAAAUAAAGCGCGACCCUGCGUUCCGCCAUGCCUUCAGUCAGAUGUGCGCAAAUAUUGGUGUUGAUCCUCUGACUGACAGUGGUGGGAGUGGAGGGCGCAAGGGCGGCGGCGGAUGGUGGUCAGAAAUUUUAGGCCUAAGUGAUUGGAACCUCGAACUUGGAGUGCAGAUUGUCGACAUCUGUGUGAGCACGCGUGAGCGUAAUGGUGGUCUGAUUGAAAUGGCCGAACUCGUCCGUUUGCUGGGGAAAUUACGUGGGUCAGCUCGAAUUACCGAGGAGGACGUCGUACGAAGUAUUAAAACUUUGAAACCGCUCGGUGCAGGAUAUGAAGUCCUAGACAUUGGCGGGACGCGAAUGGUGCGAAGUGUCACCAAAGAACUAGACAUCGAUCAGGGUGUCGUGCUAUCCGUUGCUCGCGAGACUGGCGGACGCAUCACAGAACGUAUCCUCGCGGACAAAACCGGUUGGACAGUGAAUAGGGCCCAUGCCGCAUUGGAAAACAUGACAGUCCGAGAUGGUCUCUGUUGGCUCGAUGAACAAGACGAGCAAAUUGGUCGGGCAUAUUGGAUUGUAUCUGUCAUGCAGUGGGACGAGUAAAAUCCACUGGCAUGAAAUACUUUCUCUUAACCCGGUAGGGGAGAAAGCGAGGUGAUCAUAACUGGGACUGGGAACCCCAGAUGACGAGAGGCUGACGUAUAACGCCUUUGAUACCUAUCCGCUAAGAAGGCCCAGCGCGGUUUCUUUCUGUAGUAAAAAUCAGUGAAUGUGUGCAGCUUUGGACGUGCACCGAUUACAUCCAGGGUGGACGUAACCUAUUGAUCCGUCGGUUUGCACAAGAAUGAUAGUCCAACAAACCCAGUAAUUUGCUGGUUCCCUCUUAUGACGACGAUGAAGCUCACUUUGCUUCAUCGCUGGACACUACAUUGUCAAAGGGUUCCGGGAUUCGUCCGUCCUCUUCCCUCCUUUCUCUUCCGCUCCGUAUCUCCUUGGAUGGACCUAUACUUCUCUCGUCGUCGGUUCUUCGAGACUUCCUUCUAUGCCCCAUGUGGUAGGAGCGAAGUCGGGCUUAUCGACCUUGCGGAGGUCUAUCGCGUCUCUACAACAGUACGGAAGUACUCGAUCUUCCCGCACGUAACGACCAUCGAGUAUGUCGCUCCAGAGGACGAGGAGAAGCACUAUGUUGUGGCAACGAUCGAAUGGCGGUGGCCCUCGCCGAUCGCGAGCGUCAUUGAGAUCAACGAUAAGAAAUUCAUGCUCAAAGAUUUCUUGCAGAGAGAUUCGAACCUACUCAA
This is a messenger RNA of Fomitiporia mediterranea MF3/22, 1504 nucleotides long. Its product is annotated as winged helix DNA-binding domain-containing protein. Gene Ontology annotation, cellular component: ESCRT II complex. Gene Ontology annotation, biological process: protein transport to vacuole involved in ubiquitin-dependent protein catabolic process via the multivesicular body sorting pathway. Bases 42 to 809 code for a protein of 255 amino acids. The record is from RefSeq and is a predicted model, not a curated record. The transcript is spliced from 2 exons. NCBI's taxonomy places the organism in Eukaryota, Fungi, Basidiomycota, Agaricomycetes, Hymenochaetales, Hymenochaetaceae.